This is a messenger RNA of Agrilus planipennis (emerald ash borer), 4068 nucleotides long. Its product is annotated as cilia- and flagella-associated protein 61-like. The record is from RefSeq and is a predicted model, not a curated record. Lineage: Eukaryota; Metazoa; Arthropoda; Insecta; Coleoptera; Buprestidae. The transcript is spliced from 16 exons. The coding region runs from base 128 to 4027 and encodes 1299 amino acids.
UUUAUUUCUGUUUAUCUAUAAGGCAAAAAAAUAAAGAUGGCCGUAAAAAAACUAGUAAUAGUAAUUCGUAUUGCCAAAAGUCAUUCUUAAUGUCAUUUUGAUCUGCGUACUUAUUUCUCUUUCUUAAAUGGGAUCAAAGAUAGAAGAAGGCAUAGAUGAAAGCAGUUUUAGAUUUUCUUUCGGAAGAGAGGAUGGAAAGUAUGGAGAAACGAUGGUGACCGUCCAUCAAAAGCAACUUUUUGGGGACUUUAAUGUUGAGCAUAAAAUAGAUGAGAGCCUUUACUCGAUGUGCUUUGAAGAUUAUUCGGGUACCCCGGUUUGUUUCUUAUGCCUAAACACGUACCCAUGGACCCUGAGCGUGCCGCCAUGGGACUGGGAGUUUUGGAUUAACAAAUUGUACGGUCUGAACAUGGUGAAUUCUUGGAAUGCUCUGUGGAUUCAUCUUAUACUGUGGGAUCAGAAGUACAAGUACACUUUCUUUCUACCUUUGUUACAAAGAUUUUUUGCUCGCAAACCACUCAUUAAGUAUUUGAUACUAAUUUUACCACCAAACGUAAAGGGUAUGAAAUGGAUUGAUUCACAUGGUAUAAGAAUAUUUCCGAAAGAUGUGGAAACCCACAAUUGUCAAACCCUCGUACUUUUCACAGCCGAUGCAAUUCUUCCACGUUAUAAAAUUCGUCAAGCUGUUGAAGAAGACAACGACGACGUGGUAGAAAUAAUAAAGAAAGACUCGUUACGUCUUACGGAAAUGUACGGUGACUUUUACAUUGCCGAAAUAUUGACAACACAUCGAAAUAGCGGCAGGCAAAUAAUUGUUGCCGAAUACGAUGGAGUCGCCGUGGGUGUUUUAGUUCUUAACGAGAACGUUAAUUUGGAACUUUUGAAACAUAAUUUCGAACUGACUCCUCUCUUCAAUCUCAGGAAAUUCCCUGACGAAGAAGUGGACUAUCUAUUUAAUAUUUUUGAUCAAUAUCCGUGCGGUGAAAUGGAAGGCGAAGACGAACAAUCGAAAGAUGAAGGUCAUAAAAGCAAACGUUGGUCGAAGACAUCAUACUCCGUGUAUACUCAAGCUCAUUCUGACGUUGACUCACGGAGUCAGACUAGUUCCGAGACCAGCGAAGAAGACGUUUCGCUUAAAGAUCUAGUAUCGCUGCAUGUCCGUGAUGACGCAUCACGGUCCGAUUUAGAAUCAUUACCUUCGCAUUGUAAAGAUGAAGUUAAACCAACUGACCUUGAUAAUUAUCCAGAAUACUACACACCCCAUUUAUACAUUGAUGAACCAAAUUUUUUGAAAGCAAUUACAAAAACCAAAGUGACAACAUGCAAAGACGAUAAAUUGCCCAGAACAAGACUGGACACUUACAUUGGAGAAUGCAACGCGUUUGUGAUUGAAAUCGUAAGUGCCGUUGAAGAACACCGACAGGUGGUGAUACCGAAACUGAUCGCGACUUCGUACGAAUGUUUCCCCAAUCGCGAUUUCGCCCUAAUUGCCAUGAAUCCUCAGUGUUUUACGCCCUGUUUCCCGGAAAUUUUCGCGCGACUGACUCCCAGGCCGUGUCAUAGUUUUGAAGACAACGUGUAUUUUCAACACCGAGAUUUCUUUUAUGCAAAACCGUAUGUUCGUCAGGCUUCUAUGGGAGACUACGAUACCAUCGCCAGAGCGAUGCAAGCAAUGGAGCAUAAAGAAAUCUUUUUGGAAGAUUUCACCGAAGCCGUGUGCGACGAUGACAGCCCAUUGUCGGCAUACGUCCUCUGUAUAAAGUCGAAAGUCAUUGGAAUGAUAAUUCUUCAACCUUUUGUUGAUAUCGAGGAAGUUAAAAGACUAUAUUGGAUAAGAGGGUGUUACAAUGAGAAAGUGCACAAACCAUACACGUUCGGCAUGAUAAAUAACGCCAUCAGAAGCUGCGCCUUUAGUAAAUUCUCUACAUUUUUUUUAAUACAGGUGCACAGGAUAAGUGAUUUUUCCAUUAUAUUCCAUGACGUAAACUACAGUGAUACCGAAGAGCUCAAGAGAACUCGCUUUUUAAACAAUCUGAUGGAAAUCAUGGUACCGAUAAGGGUGAAAAUAAUGCCAGAAGAAAUUAAUAUGCCACUAACACCAGAAGAUCGGCGAUUCCUUAAUCGAAAGGAGCCCUCGCUAAACGAAAAACCCGAAAAAAUUGUCCUUGUCUCUACACCACAACGAAUUGCGAGACCUGUAUACGACGUGAACUAUAAGAUUGUGAUAGCUGGAGCUGAUUCGACGGCCAUUGCUUUUUUGGAAGGUCUUCUUUGUACUUGGUCCAAAGAAUGCCGAUUGAAUUAUAGCAAUGUAACUGUGAUUGCUCCCGAUGAUCUAAAUAUCGACAAGGAAUAUCACCAUUCCUACUUGAUGUUUCCACGUUCGAAUUCGUUUCAUGAAAAAUGGGUAAAUUUCAUCAUGAUUCGUUCCUUGGUCAAUUACGUGCCCGGUGAAAUCUCCGCCAUCGACAGAAAGAACAAAGUGAUUGUAGUUGACGAUUGCGCCUUUUUGAAGUAUGACGUUUUGAUGUUGGCUUGCGGCGAGAAGUUUCAGAGGCCAGGUUUCAACCCCCGGAACGUUCUACAGCAGCCCCCUCACAACUACUUUCCCCACAACGUUUUCAUUGUUAACGACCGAUCCGAAGGCCGACGUGUUUUAGAUAAAUUACUGAAACUUAUAGAAGAAGCCAAAAACGACCCAUACAGUGUAAUAGUUUAUGGUAACGUUUUGGAAGCGUAUUGUUGUUUGAAUGCUCUUUUGGCUGCCGGAAUACCUGGUAAAAAUCUCGUUUUUGUCGACCCCCCGAUCGACAGAGAGGAAUCUAUAAUAGCAGCUCCCAUGACUAAAUCAAUUUUCGACUCGAACGUUCUGGAUGCUGUCCGAAAUUCGGUUAGCGCUAACGACAUUAGGAUGCACAUAGAUUAUAAUUUUGAAAAUUGGGAUUACGACCCGCUAAAGAAGCACAUUACUGGAGCCAGGUUUAAAUCGAAACAUUUUCGCAUUUACGAACCGUGCAUCGCAAUGUUUAUGUACUCGUAUAGGACAGUGAGUCCGCAAAGUUUCAUGGCAAUGAACAAAGCAGGUCUGGUCUUUGACGGCGGCUUGGUAAUCGAUAAUCAAUACAAGACCAAUGAUCCCUACAUUUAUGGGGCCGGUUCCAUGACGAAAUACUCACGAAAAUACUAUGCCGAUCACCUGUCUCAUCGAUAUUACAAUUUAGAAGAGGUAGGUCACGAUUUUGGAAUGAAAAUUAACAAAGCGUUUAUGAAUGCUGCAAGAAAACGGAUUUUUAUGGAGGAGAAGACUCCUUUAGUGUGCGAUGACGGAGACUACAUAGUCAGAUCGUUUAAAAAGCCCAUCAAAAUGUUUUGUAAAUUACCUCGCGAUUUGCAAUAUUUGUGUGUCACGAGACCUGGCAAGUUUGUACCAUCAGGAAACCCAGAGGAUACAGACGAAUACGGCAAAGAUUUGGAAACCGGUGACAUUAACGAUUUAAGCAAGCAAGGGUAUUUUAAAAUACAUUUGAAUAAAUACAAUCACAUAGAAACGAUUUUGUGUCUUACCCGAUUUAAGCUGGACAAAAACAACCUAUUUUCAAUUUGGGGUAAGCACGAAAGUCUAUUUAAUAAACUACUUUUGAGAUACGAAAUGGGUUUGAUUAAGGAUUUCUUCGAAUACUUCCGUCAACCUUGGACAUACGCACUGUACAUGAGUGACUUUGUAGAUGUAUUACACAAAGUUAGAAACACGCUAUUCAGUCAUUGGGAUUAUUCGCUCGGAAAACCUCUCGGCCAGUACAUUAUCGAUACAUAUCGAUGGAAUAAGUGGAAGAAGUUACCCAAAGAAGUGAAGGAUGAAAUUGACGAAGAAUUUCUACAAACAGAAUAUCCGGAGUUAAUAAAAGAACAAGUUAUUCAAUUUAUUAAUAACGAAGCUCUGUAUAUGCCCAUGUACUUCGCACCAGUAAAUGACACACAUCUGUUCUUUGACGAUAACGAAGAAAGUCCGUUAUUCAAGGCGCAGUAAAUUAUGUAUUUAUUUAUUUAUUUAAUUAUUUAUUUAUCACA